ACUAUGAUUCACUGGGCUGCACAUUUCUCUGCUGUGCGUCUCUUGGAGAAUGCCAUCUCAACCGAUUAUUGGAAAAUCAUGUAGGAAAGUGUGCGCUCACAGGCAGAAAAAGGACUUGGAUAGAGGUGAAAAUGCCCAUGGGUCAUAAUUUCUCAUCUGUGACCAACAUGGUCCAGAUCUGUGUGAUGCUCUGUUUGCUGUCAGUUGUCGUCUCCCAGUCGACAAAUUCCUCAUCCAAGAAAGGUCGCAACAUCACCAUCCACUCCUCCCAGCUGGUCUGCAGUGUGCCAGGUCCAGAAGGGCCUGCAGGGAACCCAGGAGUCCCUGGAUCACCGGGGGCCAUGGGACCCAUGGGGCCCCCAGGGAAGGAUGGCCCGGAUGGGAAGGAUGGGGAGAAGGGAAACAAAGGAGAUCAAGGUGACCCAGGGAGGACUGGGAACCCUGGCAAGCCAGGUGUGAAAGGCCGUGAAGGAGUUAUCGGGAAGGCUGGACCUCGGGGACUGAAGGGGCAACGUGGAACACCAGGGGUGGCUGGAAAACGGGGACCAAAGGGGGAGCUGGGUGACACAGGCCAGGAAGGAGCUCCUGGACGCUGCAAUUGUGGCAGUGCAGCCCGCUCAGCCUUCUCUGUGGCAGUGACAAAGAGCUACCCUAAAGAGCGAAUGCCCAUCCGCUUCAGCCGGAUCCUGCUGAAUGAGGGGAAUCACUACAAUGCCAGCAGUGGGAAGUUUGUCUGCGCUAUACCUGGAGUCUAUUAUUUCACCUAUGAUAUCACUCUUGCAAAUAAGCACCUGGCCAUCGGGCUGGUGCAAAAUGGACAGUACAAGAUCAAGACAUUUGAUGCAAACACAGGGAACAAUGAUGUGGCGUCCGGUUCUACUGUUCUCCACUUGCAGCGGGCAGACCAGGUCUGGCUGCAGAUCUUCUACUCUGAACAGAACGGUCUCUUCUUUGACCCUUUCUGGACAGACAGCACAUUCACUGGCUUCCUCAUCUAUGCUGACCAGGAAUUUCUCAAUGAAGCUGAUAGAAAAGCAAAUUCCCAGGAUGACAGUUAAUACUGUAAUCCUGAAAUAUCCUUGUUUUGAUUUUGUCAUUGACUUUAAUUAAUAUCAAAAUGUUAUGAAAAGAUUGCUCCAGCUCCACAGUUGAAGGCUUCAGUGAAGUUCAGUUGUUGAACAGGUUCUGACACCAGGGGGCGCACAAGUAGACAAGUAAUUCAACUACAUUUGGGAAACAACUUAACAAUGCUAUAUCACUUACUUUCUGAUAGAAAUCUUUUUAAAAAUUGUCCAAGACAUAAGUGAAUUCUUUUCAAUUCCCUUUGUUUCCCUUCUUUAAUUCAGCUCAGAGGAGCCUUAAGAUUGCUUAAGAGUUUUACUAGUGGCACAGAGUCAUCUUCUGUGAUGCAAUCAAAUUUCUAUUCACAAAACAAAACUGAAAUCAAUACAAUAUUGUAUAUUACAUUUACAGAAUUAUGGACACCUGAGCAUAUAAGUUAAUGGGUUUGUGUAUACUAUUUGAUUCUCUAAACUUGACGAAACCAAGAAACUGCCUCUAUAAGAAGUUUAUAAUUAUUUAGUUUAGUACUAAUUGCUUGAUAAGUUGAUUAUUUUGGGGGGUGGGGGGACUUUAGAAUUAAUUAAGCAAUUAAUAUUUUUACCCUUCCUUUUUGACAUACAGUGGUGAAUUAAAAUUUUGUUUUAACUAAUAGCAGCUAACAUAUUCUUAGCAUGCAUUAUUAAUACAAUACUACCACUGGGUGAUUGUGAGAAGAUAUCCUGCAUGACCAGAAAUAGUUUAAUGUAGCCAUUUUUAAUUUGAUGCAUUUAAAACAAUAAGAGGCCUGGAUGGAGAGAGAAGACAUAGAGAUAGCUUCUGUAUGUGCUACAUCUCUUGUGUUGUUGUUCUGUUUGUGUAACCUGAUUUAUUUAAUCAUUUAUAUGCUUUAUCUGUCACACUUAUGAUGUGAAGCUCUGGCACCAAGACUGGUUUGCAAACUAAUUGUGAUAUGUCACCAAAUCAUUCUCAUACAAACUUAAACUGUGAAUGUGAAAACAGCCUUCUUGUGUCAAACUCUGCACAUCCAUCAUUUUACACAGCGAAACUCAAAAAUCAAAGUCAAGUAAGAAUAAAGAAAACAUGUUUAAAUGAGCUCUUAGCUUUUUCAUUAGCCAGAUCAAAUACUGAAAUUUUCUACAGUGGUUAUUUAUGAUGGAUAUGGAAGCAUUGCAUGAAAUAAGAAAAGGAAUACUAUUUUCUUUGAAUAUUUGUAACAGCUGGAUAAUUUUGUGCUUUAUUCUGCUCAUUGCUGUUACCUUCCUGUCUGCAGCUUUUGGUGGUAUGGCUUUCUUUAGCAUCAUUUCAAAACCUGUCUAGAAAAAUAACUUCUUUGUCCAUGUAAAUGGUGGCCCUUGGCAUUAAUCAUUCAGUCAAUCAAACUUUUGGUGCAGAGGCUUGGUUUUAAAACUAGGCUAAUUUAUAAAUAUGCUAAUUAGCAAGUGUUAAACCCUUAUAAUAAGAUAAAAAACCGGGACAAUAAGAUAAUGGUGUAAA
Messenger RNA from Seriola dumerili (greater amberjack), 2556 nucleotides. RefSeq names its product complement C1q tumor necrosis factor-related protein 2-like (gene c1qtnf2). Lineage: Eukaryota; Metazoa; Chordata; Actinopteri; Carangiformes; Carangidae. The record is from RefSeq and is a predicted model, not a curated record. The transcript has 3 exons. Bases 132 to 1058 code for a protein of 308 amino acids. Gene Ontology annotation, molecular function: protein binding.